CUGUAUUGUACAACGGUACCUGAAAGUUUCCCGACGCCGCAGCAGCCCACCAAUUAGCAGGCCGGAUAGUGCGGAAAUCCCCGGGAAGCCCCAUCGACGGAUUUGAUUGGCAGCCGCAGUGGAUCCCGCGUGUCAGUGCGAUACCAAUGACGAUGUGGCCGAGAGCAAAAGUACAAGAAUUGACAGCUCUACUGGAUUCACCACCGCGGUCAUGUCCAGAAAAAGUCCAAGAAACACUGCUCACUUACCCUCUCUUCUUUCUCUCUCUAUCUCCUUCCAAUCCCUUUCUGUAUCAUAUUCUUUAUAGGGAAACCUACCGAGUUUUUCACCCCCCCGGGAAAGAAGAGUCCCCACCACCCCGGCGAUCGAUCGAUUUGAUCCCCGCGCAGCCCAGCGAUGGAACUCGAAUUCCAUCAAGGACGAAGAGUGGCGCAGAACCAGACUCCGUCCCAGGCAUACGGUCUACGAGCCCCAGUGUCGAACUCAAAACCACCGGGGCCCCCGUAUAGCAUGGACGCGCGGAGUAUUCCUCGCUCGAUGAGCCGCGGCGCCGCUAAUCUGCUUCAACUCUCCGCUUCCGCUACCAUCUCUUCUUCCGCUGCUGCUGCUACCACUUCAACGACUCCUGCCACUAUCACAAGCACAGUUCCUGCGCUUGCUUCCAUACCUACAACUACUACAGGGCCAGCGGGAACCAGCAAUCCCCACCACCCCACUCCCGACAUAGGCCCUGCCGGCACCAACAAUGACGGCUGGUCUGCGAGAGUACUAGACGAACUGAAAGACCUGCUCCUUCUCCUCAGUCACGAUGGACAGGUUCUAUACGCGUCACCAUCAUGCUCCGAGGUGACGGGUAUUGAAUCGCACAUGCUAGAACAAAGCGAUUUCUCCCGUUUCGUCCAUGAAGACGACAAGCCUAUCCUAGGCCACGAAUUGGACGAGUGCAUCAAGACCGGACGCGAAAUCCGAUGUCACUUCCGGCUCUGUAGGCCUGACAAUAGCUCCUGUCUAUUAGAGGCGCAUGGACAUCCACACCUAAUGACGACCGGGUCUGCUUCUUCUGCGACCGCAGAAUCAUCCCAGCAGCUGCAGCAACAAAAGACAGUCUGUAAAGGGAUAUUCCUUGUCUGUCGACCAUAUCCCACGCGGGGUUCACAGUUACUCGAUUCGUUUCUGGAACAUAAGAUCGAGAACAUCCGGCUGAACCAGCGCAUAGCCCAAUUGAAGGAAGAGGAAGAAGAGGAGUUGAAUUCGAGACCAGGGCAGACGUCAACAACAACGACAACCAGCACCACUACCACGACAACAACGCGCCAGACGUAUGUAUCAACGACACAAACCUCGUUUGCGCAACGAGAUACAUCAGUAUCUGGAGAGGAGAAUGAAUCAUCCGACACAUUCACUAAUACGGACGACGCCGAUUCGCGAUCGUUUCUGGAGCAGAUUGGGGAUCGGUUGCCACAGACUGAAGACAUGUCCCAUAUCGACGGGAUUGAGGUUAUGACGGGCUUGUACUACGGAGAAGGAGAAAGAUCACAGGGAUUGAGUACGGGAGUCCGUCAUGGCCGUCUGGUUCGUUGUGAUGCGGAGCAGCCGAAUACCGUUGCUGCCGAUUCUGCUGCUGCUGCGGCUCCUGCGAGCGACCAACAACAGCAGCAACAAUUGCAACAGCAACAGCCACAGCAAACACAAUCCAAGAAUCCUGCAGAGGCCGUUGACAGGAAGAAAAGAAUGAAAGGCGAGUAUAUGUGCACGGAUUGCGGGACGUCGGACUCACCCGAGUGGAGGAAAGGCCCGGAAGGACCAAAGACUCUGUGUAACGCUUGUGGCUUACGUUGGGCUAAGAAAGAGAAAAAACGCCAGGAUUCAGGACCGUAGUAGUAGUUGGUGGGAGGGGAAACGCAAAGAAAAGGAAAAGGAAAAAGGUGGGGCUUGCAUUUGUAUGAAUUGUCAUUUACUUUCUACUGCUUUGCUGCUGUUGCAUUUGCCAGAAGGGGCCAAUUUACCCCUGCGAGGAUACCCCUGCUUAUGUACUCCUUCGUGCAUUGUGCUUUUUCUUGUUCUCCUCGGUAGCACAUUUUCUUAGCGGCUGCGCUGUCACAGCAUUUGCACUUAUUGUGCUCUUCUCCUCUGAAUUGAAGUGAGCGGAUAUCAUGACUUUAUGCCCGACUCACUCGAACUAUAUUCAGCUCAGAUUGCAAC
Molecule: messenger RNA, 2202 nt
Organism: Aspergillus neoniger CBS 115656
Lineage: Eukaryota; Fungi; Ascomycota; Eurotiomycetes; Eurotiales; Aspergillaceae
Product: GATA transcription factor LreB
Exons: 2
Coding region: 397-1878 (493 amino acids)
Biological process (GO): regulation of DNA-templated transcription
Molecular function (GO): protein binding; sequence-specific DNA binding; zinc ion binding
Source: RefSeq, a predicted model, not a curated record